AUGCCGGUUUAUCGCACGAGGCUUAUUUACGAGUUCGCCUCCGGCUGGCAGGAGAAUGGGAACGAGGAUGAGGAUGUGGAGUUGGCGGCUUUGGAGGAGAUCUCAAAUGGCAAAACAGAAACGGAAUCUGGCAGCCAGCGAGGAAAAUGGAAAUGGCAGGAAAAUUCAAAUCACAAACUCGGUAUUUAUUUGCGAAGCGUAAAUGAUUACCACUUAAAAUGUGCUCGACUGCCACCUAAAAACCAAUUGUUGGAAAAAGCACAACCGACUUGGGGAGUGGGGUGA
Messenger RNA from Drosophila ficusphila, 285 nucleotides. RefSeq lists its product as uncharacterized. The record is from RefSeq and is a predicted model, not a curated record. The transcript is spliced from 2 exons. Bases 1 to 285 code for a protein of 94 amino acids. Lineage: Eukaryota; Metazoa; Arthropoda; Insecta; Diptera; Drosophilidae.